AUUAAGAAAACCUGUUGAAGUCAGAAGUAGACAUCUGCACGCGUGAAAGUGAAGUGGGUGGAGGUGAACUUUCGGCCUAAAUGAACAGACUAAACUGAUUUGUCAUCUGACGCCCAAUGCUUGCAUUUCCACACAGGUCCGUUUCUGACCAAGCUCGAGAAAGAACGUGCAAGGAGGAUCCUUAUCUCGCCGAGUGAAUUUACUUGUUACUUUUCUUCCAUGAUGGAGGGAUUUGUAACUUUUACUUAGAACAGGCAAUACCCAAGCUAUCUGAAAUAGUGUGAGUGCAACGACGUAAAGUAUUCUACAACUGCUCCUGAAGAUGUCUGAGAGAACCCAAAGUCCAGCAGCAGACUGUAACGGAAGGUCCUUCGAUGUCAACAGAGCGAUGUAUGCCCAGGCUUUAGGUCAGGAUGGACUGGGCAACGCAUCGCUCCAGUUCCAGCACAUGCUACAAGACCCGGGCCUGCUUUUCAACAAAUCAUCUUUUAACGGAAUGGCCCCUCCGCCUCCACAGGCUUUCUUUACGUUCCCUGCAGUUGGUGGUGACUACAGGGCAUCAGAGGUACAGGCUGGGGACUUUACGCAGCCCAAACAUUGGUACCCUUUCGCUGCUCCGGAGUACACCGGUCAGGUAGCCGGCACGACAAUGGCCACACAGCCCGCAAACCACAGUCCGCCAAUUGCCGAGACCAGAGAGCAAAUCAAAAUGCCAGAGAUAAAGACGGAGAAGGAGGUUAAUGAUGAGUAUAAUACUGAGACAAAGAUUCAGGUUCCACCACCGGCAAACUCCGUUGCCCACGGCGUUUAUUACUCUGCUCCGUGGAACCCAUCUUUUUGGCCUGGCCUGUCGCACAUCGCCGCUCCCAGCAACACAGCUGCAGCUCAAACAAUUUCGUCUUCGCCAUCAUCUUCCUCUCUUUCCCCAUCUCCACCUGGGAAUACCUUUUCUGGAGCUGGUUUUUACAGCGGUGGCUCCGCACAGACUGUUCCAGCGACCCAAGUACAGACCACAGCCCGAAGUAGCGGCUCCUCCAGUGGCGGUUGCAGUGACUCGGAGGAGGAGGAGAAUCUGACCACAGAAGAAUUGGAACAGUUUGCAAAAGAAUUGAAGCACAAGCGCAUCACCUUGGGCUUCACGCAAGCAGACGUUGGAUUGGCAUUGGGAAAUCUCUAUGGUAAAAUGUUCAGCCAGACGACAAUUUGCCGUUUCGAGGCGCUUCAGCUGAGCUUCAAGAACAUGUGCAAGCUCAAACCACUACUGCAAAGAUGGCUCAAUGACGCAGAGACAUCCGAGAAUCCACAAGACAUGUAUAAAAUCGAGCGGGUGUUUGUGGACACCAGAAAAAGAAAGAGGAGGACCAGUCUGGAGGGAACUGUGCGCACUGCCCUUGAGUCAUACUUUGUGAAAUGUCCCAAGCCCAACACCCAGGAAAUCACCCACAUCUCAGAUGACCUUGGCCUAGAGCGUGAUGUUGUGCGUGUGUGGUUCUGCAACCGCAGGCAGAAAGGGAAACGCCUGGCCCUGCCUUUCGAUGACGAAUGCGCCGAGGGGGGGUAUUAUGAGCAGAGCCCUCCCCCAUCUCACAUGAUCCCCAACACCCUCCAUGGACAGGGGUAUCCCCCCGUCAAUCACCCCUCCGGCCCCACCCUGUACAUGCCCCCCCUCCAUCGACCAGAUGUCUUCAAACAGAACUUGCAUCCGGGACUGGUGGGUCACCUCCCCAGCUAACUGGAGCAAACCUUAGCCUUCCCAACCAUUACCCCCCACCCACCUUCAUGGGAUGGAUGAUGAAAGAUCAGUUACUUGACUCUUAAGACUGAUAACAUGAGGAUAUUUACACCAAACAUACAAGCAAAUGAAAUGUGUGAACACCUUUGUUUCAUACUUGGUUGGGUGUCCCAAAUGGUUAACAGUCACAUAGAUCACAAGCCUGGCAGUUUGUGGUGUUUUGCCCUGGUUGCUGGCAAGAGAAGUGUGUCUAGUUUUCCUUGAGUGGCCCUUUUGUAGCUGAGAAACUUGGGUAAAGAGAUUUUUGCUAAUGCUGUUGUACAUUAUCAAGAGUUUAAGGCCAUGUUUUUUAAAUGCUUAUUUUGUUUUUGUGCACCUUUUUAUGUACCUAGAUUUGACAUUUCAAAUCGCUGGGAUCUCAGUUGCUUAAUAAUUAAUGAUGAAAUGCAUUCCUCUGUGUGAGACCAGAUUUUUUUUUUUUUUUUUUUUUUUUUUUAAAAAAGCCAAAUGAGUUAUGCAGCGCGUUAGAAAAUGGCUGUUUUUACACGAUUUUAAGAGUUGUCUUUUUAACUAAAGGUUGAUCAUUCAGUAGACAGGGACGGUUGUGAGGACAUCAAGUAGUGCUCUUCAUUUUGCGUCCCUCUUAUCUCCAUUCAUUUGUUAAUGUUGCAUGUUAACGGCUCUCGUUGCGCUGGGCUUCUGAUAGUUGUGUUUAUAACCAUGGGCAGCUCUCUUAAAGUUUUAUAUCUAUGUAUAUUAUGUGUGUCUCUUCUUAAUGGCCACAGUGUGGAGAAGUCAUGUGCCUUAUGUUUACACCUGCGUUUUCUACAAGUCACUUUUCAAGAUGCUGCAUCACUUUUGCUGGAUACUGUAAAUGAAAGUCUUGAAUAAUUUAUUGAGACACUAAGCCUGAAGUGUUUCUUUGGUUGAAAUGAUAUUGUCUUCCUGCUGAAUGUAGCUAUUAAAUGCGUCAUCUGGCAUUCCAAUCCA
Molecule: messenger RNA, 2722 nt
Organism: Clupea harengus (Atlantic herring)
Lineage: Eukaryota; Metazoa; Chordata; Actinopteri; Clupeiformes; Clupeidae
Gene: pou5f3
Product: POU domain, class 5, transcription factor 3
Biological process (GO): regulation of transcription by RNA polymerase II
Molecular function (GO): DNA-binding transcription factor activity, RNA polymerase II-specific; RNA polymerase II cis-regulatory region sequence-specific DNA binding
Source: RefSeq, a predicted model, not a curated record